This is a messenger RNA of Pocillopora verrucosa, 1698 nucleotides long. RefSeq names its product protein ERGIC-53-like. The record is from RefSeq and is a predicted model, not a curated record. Gene Ontology annotation, molecular function: D-mannose binding. Lineage: Eukaryota; Metazoa; Cnidaria; Anthozoa; Scleractinia; Pocilloporidae. Gene Ontology annotation, biological process: endoplasmic reticulum to Golgi vesicle-mediated transport. Gene Ontology annotation, cellular component: Golgi membrane; endoplasmic reticulum-Golgi intermediate compartment; endoplasmic reticulum membrane.
AAUGGCUUCCGUCGAAGCUUUGACCAGUGUAGGUUUCUUAUUGUUUUUAUUUCGUUUAUCCGUCGCUUCAGUACCUGGUGAACGACACGUCAAAUUCCAAUAUAAGCAUAGUUUUAAAGGACCGCAUUUAGUGAAUAAAGAUGGAGCAAUUCCUUUUUGGAAUCACGGAGGAAGUGCUAUCCCCAGCGAUGACCAGAUUAGAUUGACUCCUUCAAUGACUAAUAAAAAAGGUUAUGCCUGGACAAAAAGCACCUUUCCUCAUGAGUGGUGGGAAAUAGAAGUAGCCUUGAAAGUAACUGGAAGAGGGAGGCUUGGUGGAGAUGGUGUGGCCAUUUGGUUUACAGAAACUGCAGGCAUUGAAGGUCCUGCAUUUGGAAAUACUAACACAUGGAAAGGUCUUGGUGUUUUCCUUGAUUCAUUUGACAAUGAUCAGCAGGGAAAUAAUCCAUUCAUUUCAGUAAUGUUAAAUGAUGGAAAUCAGAUUUAUGAUCAUAACAAAGAUGGACAGGAUCUUCAACGAGGUGGCUGCUUACGAGAUUUUCGUAAUCGACCAAACCCAGUUAGACUUAGAAUACGCUAUUAUGAGAAUGUGCUCACGGUGUGGGUACAUAUGGGAAUGACCCCUAAACCUGAAGACUUUGAGCUCUGCACUCGUCUUGAAAACAUAAGCCUGGCCAAAAAUGGCUUCUUUGGUGUAUCUGCAGCUACAGGUGGCUUAGCAGAUGACCAUGAUGUUCUUUCUUUUAUUACCCACUCACUCACUCCACCUAAGGACACACAGGGUGAAACAGGAAUGAGUGAAGAAGAGCAAAAGAAGCUUGCAGAGCAGUAUGAAGAAUACCAAAAGAAACUGGAGCAACAAAGAGAGGAGUACAAGACAGCUCACCCUGACAAAGUCAAGAAAUCUGAAGCAGAGUAUGAGAGUGCUUAUGAAAGAGAUGUUCGUUUGGUAUAUGAAGGACAAAAUGCUCUUCAUCAAAUGAUCAGCAACCUUCACUCUAAAGUUGGUGAAUUAACAGUACAAGUAAAUACACUAUACACUUUGGUAACAACAGAUCAUAACCAGAUUGGACAAGUGGUUAGACAUGACCAAACCAUCAAUAGACAAGAAGUGAACACACUAAUAAAUAUGCAACAGCAACUCAGUUCUAAGCUGCAAGAAAUCAGCAACUUAAUGAGUCAAGGAGGUAAUAUGGAGAGAAGAGAUGUUGGUGACUCAGCUGGCGUUAAUUCUAAACUUAGUGACAUGCAGAAUGCAAUUGAAUCACUAACACACUCAGUCAAUAGUGUGGCAACUAAACAACAAAUGAUGAGUGGUCAAGAGAAAAAAGAAUGCCCCCCUCCCUCACCCAUGCCACAGUGUAUAGGUCCAGGAUACUUUGUGGUUUUAAUUGUGGCCCAGUUAAUUAUGCUGAUUGGUUACAUUGGAUACAAAAAUCAAAAGGAGGCGGCUGCCAAGAAAUUCUUUUAGGAAUUUUUGUUAAAUUAUCUUUGACAUGUUAGUCUGUAUUACAGGCUUGGGCGGGAUGUUUGGAAUGAAAUGAAAAUAUUACUGUGUGACCUUUUACUGUACUAGCACUAAACUGCAGCACAGUGUCCACGAAUUCAACAUACUAGGAGAUAAAGUUCCAAUUGAUAGGAGAUUUUUUAACUUUUGUGCCACAGAAAGAAUUUAAAAGUUGGCUACCUCAUUUUUUU